ACCCGGGACCGAAUCAUGAUGACGGACCCCUCCUCUGCUGCUGGUCCUGUAGAGCCCGGUCCAGGUCCUGCUUCUGUUCCGGAUCCAGCGUCGACUCCUGCAAACGGACACCAAGCAGUUACUUUGAACAUGGAGCAGCAGAUGAAAAUAGGAGAGCCGGAGGACAACGGUCUUCUGGAGAGCAGUAUGCGUCUGAAACCCCACGAGGCUCAGAGCUACAGAAAAAAGGCAUUAUGGGUAUCGUGGGUCUCCAUUGUGGUGACAAUGAUCUUAGCCAUCGCUGCGUUCACUGUUUCUAUAAUGCGGCAUAGUGCAUCAGCGUUUGGGUUUGCUUUUGAUGCCAUUCUGGAUGUCCUGUCCUCCAUGAUCGUGAUUUGGCGAUACAGUAAUGCGGCGGCCGUCCAUUCAGCUCACAGAGAAUACAUAGCGUGUGCUAUCCUCGGAGUUGUGUUUAUCUUGUCGGCCAUCACUAUCCUGGUGAAAGCCAUCCAUGAUCUCGCCACAAAACUGCAACCAGAAGUGGAUGACUUCCUGUACAGCGUCUCAGUUAUCAGCGGGGUGGUGUGCGCCAUUCUGUCCAUCUGUAAGUUCAUGCUGGGGAAAGUCCUCACCAGCAGGGUUCUCAUCACUGACGGUUUUAACUCUCUAGUUGGCGCCGUCAUGGGAUUCUCCAUCCUGAUCAGCGCCGAGGUGUUCAAACACGAACCUAGCGUUUGGUUCCUGGACGGGACUAUCGGGGUUCUGAUCGGACUGAUCAUUCUCACCUACGGAGUCAAGUUGUUGAAGGACAUGGUGCCCCGUGUCAGGCAGACGAGACAUUACGAGCGCUUCGAGUAGCGAUUCUGAUUCUGGACGACCCAGACACAGACACACUCCUGUGGAGAUUCUCCUGAGAGGAAAACACACAACAUAAUACAUACACACACACACACUUUACCUGCCUCAGGGCAAACACAGCCACUAAUGCCCCCUGGAAAUAUGGAUCUGAAAGGGAAUAACUGAAAAUUAAAUAUAUAAAAUGUGUAUUAUCAUAUCGUUUGAGAUGGCAAAUAGCCAUGAGGCUGAAACAAGACACAUCUCAGAAUGUAUAUCAUCUGAUAUAUAAAACCCAGCUUCAUUGCAUUGAGUUAUAUGUGUGUGUGUGUGUGUGUAUAUAUAUAUAUAUUAGUGUUUAUGGGUAUCUGUAUAAUGGGGGAGAGACCUUUUUAGGUAUGAUUUCUGAAGGUUAUUACAAAUAUACUCAACAUUUUCAAAGGUCCAGAUUAAGAGAGAAGAGGUUUAUCAGGUAAACAUAACACAGAUUGUCAUUUUGGUCUAGUUUUUCUCGUUUAAGUUUCUAUUUAUUUCAGUAGUUAUUUAGUAAAGUUUGGUGCAUCUGUAAAAUGUUCACAUGAAAUAGACUAAAAUUACACAAGAAUUCAUUAGUUGUCUAACAUUCGAUUUCUCAUUAUAGAAAUUCCAAUUAAAAUUCAUGGUGGAAAAGCCAAAAAAAAACCCUAAUAAAAUCAAGUAGAGAUCACUCUGAAAGUGUACAAAUUGAAGUUAUGCCAAAAUAAACAGAAGGGGUGCUGAAACUACAUUUUUGUAGAUAAUAAAAUGACUCCGAGGUGUUUUCUUCACAGAGACCUUGUUAAAACUUUAAUUUGUGUCUUUUUUCCUUGUUAAACGUGCCAUUGAAUCAUCACCAUGAACUUAAAAGUAUAAUAUUAAACAAACAGGGCAUUUUCAUAUCUAAUACUAUUGUAACAUACUCAAAACAUAACACAUGACGAAACUUUCUGUACUUAAAGCCCACUAGUCGAAGUCUACAAACUAAUUGCUAGAAACCGCUUCGUUUGCUAGACCUCAUGUAGUUUCAUCUUUUGCACUCCAUUGAAACGGUAAAAAUCUGUGAAGUUCAUUUGUUAUAGCUUGAUCCAGCCUUGUAUAUAGCUUUUGGUGAAACUUGGACUUGUAUUAAAUGGCACACAAAAGUUACUCACACAGUAACAAAGCCUUAAAACUUGACCCUUCAUGAUGUGAAGUUAUAUGUUCUGAAGUAUUACUUAGACUGUUGUAAUUUUGCCACGAAAUUUGGCUUUUUAAAAUGUCUAUUUGGGAAAAGCGAGUUUCUGAGCAUUUUAUGUAGCAAAUAUAUUAUAGCUCUGUGGAGCAGAUGGACGUAACAGUGACAUUGCAGCCGGUCCAAUCGCGUAUGUGCCACUAUUCAGUGGCAGUUCUUAGUUCGUUUGACGGUGGAAAGCAACGUUUGUGCUUUUGGAGAAGUGUAUGACUUAAGCUGUUUUUUUCAGGUGUGUGGUCGAGUUCUUUAUUGACAUGUUAAAUACUUUGAGCCCUGGUCAGAGGGACUACACAUAAGCACAUGGCCCUGCAAAUGAGACUUUCUUUGUGCAGUUGCUAAAACCACAUGUAGACGUGUGAUUAGGACUUAAAUGAAAAGUUAAGCCAAAAAUAUCUGAGCAGUCACUCACCCGCAGUCCAACCAAGAUAUAUUUAGCAUUACAUCACUUGUUCACCAAUGGAUCCUCUGCAGUGAAUAGGUGCCGUCACCUCACAAUAAUCCACAAGUAAUCCAGCAGUCAAUUUAAGAGUCACUUCUGGCCAAAACCCAUAACAUUUAACUCAUAAACCAUUAAUUAAAAAUAAAUUUAAAAAGUGUCUUUUCCGCCAAAAUAUUUAGUUUAGAACUAUUUUGAACUGUUUUGGUUUGUAAA
Messenger RNA from Carassius carassius (crucian carp), 2714 nucleotides. Its product is annotated as transmembrane protein 163b-like. Gene Ontology annotation, cellular component: synaptic vesicle membrane. Gene Ontology annotation, molecular function: zinc ion binding. NCBI's taxonomy places the organism in Eukaryota, Metazoa, Chordata, Actinopteri, Cypriniformes, Cyprinidae. The record is from RefSeq and is a predicted model, not a curated record. The coding region runs from base 16 to 837 and encodes 273 amino acids. The transcript is spliced from 8 exons.